Neodiprion virginianus is the source of this 1029-nucleotide messenger RNA. Its product is annotated as translational activator of cytochrome c oxidase 1. The transcript has 4 exons. Lineage: Eukaryota; Metazoa; Arthropoda; Insecta; Hymenoptera; Diprionidae. The record is from RefSeq and is a predicted model, not a curated record. Gene Ontology annotation, cellular component: mitochondrion. Bases 241 to 1029 code for a protein of 262 amino acids.
UGAAAGUUGAUCAUCAGUAAAAGAUAGCACUGUCGGCAAUGAGGAAUUUUGUAGCUUAUAACUCCAUCCAUUUUCGAAAUACGCUCCUUGGCCAAGUUGCUGGAUUUCGGCACAUGUGAUCUUUUACAUAUUUUGUGGUUCUAUGUACGAUACUUGUUCUCAUUCUAGGUUAUGUUACAUUAGGUUAGGGUUACUGAGAUUAUUCAACGGUGUAUUCGCUGUUCCGUCGAUCCCGUUGCAAUGAUUAAUUUUGUACGAUCGUUGAUCACAAGGCAACUUAUAAUUUCGUCAAAAUGUAGUAAGAGGUAUGCUGGACACAGUAAAUGGGCGAAUAUAAAGCAUGACAAAGCUAUCAUCGAUGCAAAGCGUGCUUUAAACUUCAACAAGUUACGUCGACUGAUGUGCGUUGCCAUAGCAGAAGCUAACAAUAAUGCUGAUCCAUUCACAAACUAUAAACUAGCACAAAUUAUAGAAAGAGCUAAAAAGGCUGCAAUGCCUGCAGCUACUAUAAACAACGUGCUAAAGACGGCUUCAACGUCUAAAACACCAACAAUAUCUGGACGGGUCGAUCUUCGUGGGCCAUCAGGAGCUGUAAUUCUAGCUGAAUACGCAUGCGACAAUGUUGUACAAUUUAAAAUGAGCAUAAAUACAUUGUUAAGGAAGUUUGGCUGGUCGACAACUGAUCCAGGUGUUGUGCAUAUGUUUGAUCACAAGGGAGUAAUAACGACUGAAAUUCAAGGGGAUUUGGGAUUGGCGACAGAUCACGCAAUUCAGGCAGAUGCCGAGGAUGUAGAAGAGUUCGAACACAACGAUAUUAAAGAAUACAAGUUUUUCUGUGAACCCAACUCUCUGUUCAAUGUGAAACAACGACUGUUGGAUAUGAAUUACAAAGUGAAAUCUGCAGAGGCGCUAUAUAUUCCACGAACACUAGUCAACUUGAGCGACAGUGAAUUAUCAAUAGCCAUUACACUGUACGAUAAACUUGAAGCUAAUGAAGACAUAGUUAGAUUACAUGAUAACAUAGCAUAA